This is a messenger RNA of Quercus robur (English oak), 3359 nucleotides long. RefSeq names its product serine/threonine-protein phosphatase 7 long form homolog. NCBI's taxonomy places the organism in Eukaryota, Viridiplantae, Streptophyta, Magnoliopsida, Fagales, Fagaceae. The transcript has 10 exons. Gene Ontology annotation, biological process: meristem maintenance; meristem development. Bases 1 to 1731 code for a protein of 576 amino acids. The record is from RefSeq and is a predicted model, not a curated record.
AUGGCAGCCAAUAAAAUUGCUAACAAUGUAUUUGCUGCCAUGUCAGAUAUGCAGGCACUAGAUAGAGUGCGGCCUGGACCCGAUGUGGAUACCCAGUUGGCCCAGCAGCUGAAUAAUCGGUCAAGUCCGCUUUGGAGGUGUGCCGCUGACGAGGAGGUGCCUGGCAUGAUAAAGGUUCGACGCCGUAAAUGUGUAUUGCCACAGGGUGGGCUAGAUCCACGUAUCAUGCAACACAUAGAUGCAGCAGGGUUGACUGGAUUAUUCAAGGUUCCUGAUAUGGAGGUCAACCAUGCCUUGAUCACGGCGUUGGUUGAGCGGUGGCGUUCGGAGACGCACACGUUCCACUUACCCCAAGGAGAAAUGGGUAUCACCUUGCAAGAUAUGGAGGUGAUGCUGGGGCUUCCGGUGGAUGGGUUGCCUGUCACUGGGAAGACAGACUACCAAUGGAGUCAGCUGUGCGAACAGUUGUUGGGCCAUAAACCUCCACCCUCGAUACCAAACUCAAACAAGUCUACCCUUGCUGGGGCGAGGAUAAGAUACACCUGGCUUGAUGCACAGUUUGCCGAUCCCUUAGCUGCGGACGCUGCUGACGAAGUCGUGCAGCAACAUGCCCGCUACCACCUACUUGUACGGAUGGGGGCCCUCUUGUUCAUGGACAAGUCUGCGGACCGGGUCUCACUAGUGCCUCUGCAGUUGCUCAACCCAGUCAGCAAUGCGAGACGGUAUAGCUGGGGUAGUGCAGCAUUGGCCUGGUUGUAUAGGCAACUUUGUGGUGCAUCGAAGAAGGAUGCGAUGCAGAUUGGAGGAGCACUCUUGUUGGUGCAGCUAUGGGCCUAUUCAAGGUUCCCACAAUUAUGCCCUGUUGUGAGGCCGCCUCUACCGCCAGUGCACUCAGGGCCCCUUGCCAUUAGGUGGAGCGGGCCAAAAUACACCGCAGAGCAUGCCACACACGUCCUUGCUGCGUACCGGGCGUCACUGGCUACACUACGGGCCGAGCAGAUUGUAUGGGAGCCGUACACGCAUACGCUGGGCUCCCUACCUGCGUAUUGCACUGCUGGGCAGCAUAUUUGGAGGGCCGAGGUGCCGUUGAUAUUCUUUUGGAUAGUGGAGUGGCAUCAUCCUGAGCGAGUCCUCCGUCAGUUUGGGAUGAAGCAACCAGUUCCAAGUGUCGUGGAUACGUCGACUACCCUUCACAAGAUAUCCUUUCAGGGUAAAUGGGAGAAGAACUGGGAGGUAGAACAUGAUCCCUUUAUUCGGCAAUGGGCCAACCGAGUGAAUGUAGUUUGCGGGUCCGACCUCCUAGACGGUGAUGAUACGUACCUCGUUGAGUACAUGAUGUGGUACAAUCGCCACACAAGGCGGUACAUAACACCAGAGUCUGCGUAUUGGGAACUCAUGGUUCGGACGAUGAUUAGGUCUAUACAGAGGUGCGAUGAAGGUUCUAACAUGCACACUGACCUUACAUUUACACUAGAGCUUGUGGAGGAGCUAGGCCGACUUAAAUUGGCGAAUGCGCUUGCAGAAGCAGUUGACAUUGGUUCACAGGCCCCAGUUCGUGGCGGGCAACGUGGUGGGUCUCGUGGGGGUGGACAUUGUGGAGGUGGUCAAGCUGGUCGCAGCCGUACGACCGAGUCAGCUCCCAUCUACAAGGAAGGGAAUGAGUCGGGUGUAGAAGAGGCAUGGCUUGGCACUGAUUGGGUACUGUCUGAUGACGACGGCAGGACAUCGUGAUGCACGCCUGGCGAUGGUGCUGGGCCAUCGCAUAGCGUCGAUCAUCAGGGCACUGUUCCAGCCUACACUACAUCCCAUGGUGCUAGCACGGACUAUGAGGGCCCUCCUCAUAUGUCGCCCCCAGUUUUCAGUGGAUCUGCCCAUGAUGGUGGAUGCAUAUUUGUCCCCACACCAGGCAUGCCUACCCCACCUCUAGUGCAUGUGGACCCCACCAUGUCAGCUCCAUCUCAAACCCCCCACGGAGAGGCUGUACAGAUUGAGCAGAUACCGGCUGAGGACAUUGAGCCGAUGGAGGCUUUGCGGAGAUCGCAACGCCCGCGUGCGCAUGCUCCCGAUUGCGGGACCGGUGAUGGUAAGAUUAGACCUGUCAGGGCAUAUGGGCGGAAACGAAAAGAUCAUUAAAUGCCUUAGUGUAUGCUUAUACUUCCUGCCUAUAGGUGACUGCAUAGUUACGUUUCACUUUUCUUCUAAAGUAGUAUUUUUUUUAGACCUAACUGCAAUGGUGGACACGAAAAGGCCAUUGAGCCGGAUUGUCCUUGUGUGCUUAUUCUUCAUGUGUAUAAGUGACUGGAAUAAGCAUGCAAAAUGUUCUACUAAUUGGGGAGAAUCUUGGUGGCUGUGCAUCUAUUUCUGGAUCAUUGCUUGCGGAGAAUACUGGCUGUCAAUGUGUUUGUUGUCAAGAAAUUGAUAUUUUGGAGAAAACCCAUAAGGCGUAUUGUAUUUAUUAAUGUAUUAGGAAGUUUUUCUGCACUUGGAGUUUUGAUUGCAAUUUGACAAAUGUCUGGAUUGGUAUUCAUUUGAAGCCAAACUUUCUUGUGUUUUUGUAUGUUGUUAGCUACAGUAAAGUGGGUUGUAAGAGAGUAAUUUGUUUUUUUAUUUUUUAUUUUAUUUUUUGUGAGAAACAAAUGUGUGGUAUUGUUGACAAGCAAGAAGAAGUAAUUUGAUACUUUCUGUAAAAGAGUUUGAUGACGAAGUUUAUGCGGAUCAAUGGCAGAACCAACUCCUUUGUAGCAAAUCAUUUAUCCGAGUCUCUACAAUGCUUGGCUAGGAAUUUUCAUUUUUCCUUGGAGGGAAAUGCAGUUAAGACCAUUGAGCUGACAUAUCAGCUGGCACGUGACUUGUAGGAGAAGAAUGAGGACUUGUCUGCUCUAGAAAAUGGUUCAAGGGUCUUUGAGUUUUUACAAGGGCAUUACACCAAACUUUCCUGAACAAUGUUCUCGUUCGAAGGGAACCAGCCUCCAUCAAAUUGGCCAUCUGUGGGUAAAGUUGAAAUACAUGGUUUGCAGAUCAAAUAUAGGCUGAUGCACUUGUUCUGAGGGGGAUCAGUUGCACAUUUGAGGAAGGGCACAAAAUACGUAUUGUUGGCAGAAUUGGCAGUGGCAAGACCACUCUCAUAGAGAUGAACCUGUUUUGUCCAGUGGAGCUAGCUAGAGGGAAGAUAUAGUAAUGUAUCUAUUGAAACUUGUAGUAUUCCAUGUAAUGUUCACUUUUUACGUAACUUUGAAAUUUUAAGUGUUCAUUUUUUUUUCUAAUUCAGAAUAAUAUUACAAGGUACAUCAUAAUUUUAGGGUUUUAUUUACUGUGUUUGGGAUUCAAGAACCUUUAUAUAGCUGUGUUAUUUGUUUUUU